AUGCUUCCUAGUCUUUCACCAGAUCUCGAUUUGGUUACGGAAAUCCGGUGUCAAUUAGAAAAACUGUUUGAAAUUUUCCGUGUGAUUCAUGUGUGUGUAUUGGACCCCGAGUCAAAUCAGUGUGACGAUCAACAACAUCCGCCCGAGUGUUUCCGUAUUCUUCGUCCGCCACCUGCGGGCUGGUCUUUGUCACUGCGUGAAUUUGAAACCGAGAAUGCCGCAAUUGCGGACGAGGAACAGCGCGUUGGGCCAGCGAAGUUUCCUCCGAUUUUGAGCAAUUCAGUCCAACUGACUGGUGCCUUUACCUGGCCCCUGUCACCCCUGUGUAUCAAGUCACCUCCGUCCGAGUACGUUCUGCUUACCCCUACUGAUCAGUGGCCGCGUAAUUUGUCAGCUAUGGCAACGCGUUUAUCGAACAGUUCUAAUGGUGACGUUCAAAUCGAUCCUCAUCUGGCCGCAGGUUUGCUAAAGCUAUGGCUCCGUGAGAUGGCGGAUCCGCUGGUGCCCACGGAGUUACAGCCAGAGUGUUUGAAGGCUGCUUGCGAAGCCGAGCUGUUCGAGUCGCAAAGUCAGUCUAAGCCAGAUUCGAACCUCUCUAAUGAACUGGUUUCGAAUCCGAUUCAAAAUUGUUGCUCUUUAAUUCGGAAAAUUCCGCCACUCGAACGACGUUCCCUACUCUAUCUCAUUCUUCUUCUUCAGCAUCUGGCCAAACGCGAGAACGCAAGUCGAUCGUUGAUGGAUCCACGCAAUCUAGCCACUGUGAUUGCCCCCAACCUUAUGCGUUCGAGUAGCACCAAUCCGAGAGAUUUGUUAGAAAAUAUACGACCCCAGACACUAUUUGUACGAUUGUUGAUCAGUUAUUUGGAUGUGGAUGCCGAGCUACAGCAUUUACUGGCUACGGAGCGUACGGAAGAGGACGAUGAU
Echinostoma caproni is the source of this 924-nucleotide messenger RNA. NCBI's taxonomy places the organism in Eukaryota, Metazoa, Platyhelminthes, Trematoda, Plagiorchiida, Echinostomatidae. The record is from the annotation of a GenBank genome assembly.